GAUGGCCGAGUCCUCCUGGAGGCCUGCCAGGUUUUGGAGACCCUCAAAGACAUGGCGCUGUGUGAUCCCUUGUCACGGCGCUACGUGCUGCUUCCGCCCAUACCGACGGACCUCGCUGUCCAGGAAGAGUACCCAUUUGAUAUCGUGCCCAUCCUUGCUCCCAUUGCGGAUGAUGAAGAUGAUAUGUCGUUCAAGGUGAUAUGCUUAGCCAUCUAUGGUUCCAAGCUAACCGCCUUUGUCUUCUCGUCUGUCACACAGCAAUGGUGUAUAACUGCAUCUAUCGGUUGGAGUUUGUUAGACGCGCAUCACCCUCCCCUUGGACUGUGCAUGUUUUCCACUUAUGGGUUCUGUGGCUUGCCCGGUUUCGACAACGAGGGCGGAUGCUUCUACUUGGCGUCACCUUUGUUAGACAAGUUGUUCGUGCUGGACACACAAAAAAUGGAGUUUCUCACUGUCAAAUAUCACACUGGCUAUGAUAUACUGGUCAGACACCUGCCUGGCCGGAUAAUCGAAUUUCUCGCCAGAUACGGUGAUCCCCAUAUAAUUCAACCUGGCCAGGACAGAAGUAUGCGUGGCAUUGUAGUAGGUAGAGAAGGAGACCUCGAGAUGUUUUCUCUCAUCGGUGAUCACAGCCCAAAUGGCUCAUUUGAUCUCUAUCAUACGACUCAGCAAAGCAAUGGUGAAUCUUCCAAUGAAUGGCGGAUGAAGAAUAUUAUACCGUUGCCUGGAGGGCAUGACUAUUUCACCAUGAGUGCGGCUGAGGGAUUAUUGUUCCUUGGAGCCACUACAGAAGAUCAAGUGGGCUUUGAUAGAGAGUCUGGGCCGCCAUUGUCCAGGAUUGAUUGGGAUGUAGAUUAUUUUUCGCUUGAGGUCAAGACUUCUGAAGUGAGGAAGGUUUGCACGAGCAAGGGGAAAUUCUUCCAUGCUGAACAUGUUCACUGGUACUUUGGCUACCCCCCGUCGCUGUCAAAACCGAGUGUAUGAAGUGGACUGAUGAACUUGCUUUGCUUCUGUUGUCUUUUUUUGGGCCAUGCAUCUGGAGCCUUUGAAGAGAAAUGGAGGAUGGGCAAAAAGAUGGUGCCGCGCAAAUAGUACUUGAGCAUGGUAUUAUUUACAGGGAAUCAUUGGUACUUGAGCAUUGGUAUUAGUAUUUUAGUCGACGUAUACUUUGCUACAUAUGUUGAUGUUAAGCGUGUCAAAGCAAGACAUGAUGGGAGCAAGGUGAAUUUUGGCGAAUGUUUGUAUGUAAGAUGCUUGUUGUUGUGUGUGUU
Molecule: messenger RNA, 1271 nt
Organism: Triticum dicoccoides
Lineage: Eukaryota; Viridiplantae; Streptophyta; Magnoliopsida; Poales; Poaceae
Exons: 2
Coding region: 52-984 (310 amino acids)
Source: RefSeq, a predicted model, not a curated record